AUGGCGCCACUCCGCCGCCUGGCCGCCAUCCUGUCGGGCGCGGCGCUUGCGGCAGGCGUGACGCCGGUGGAGAAGGUACUCACGCUCCUCGACGACCUCAAGGCAAACAUCGAGCAGGAGGGCACGGCGGAGUCGCAGGAGUACGACAGGUUCGCCUGCUUCUGCAAGGACGCGACCGGCGGCCGCAGUUCGUCGAUCCUCGAGCGCAAGGACGAGUCCGACAUCCUGUCCGCCUCCAUCGCCGAGGACACGGCGAGCAAGGCGACCAAGGCCCAGGAGCUCGCCGAGAGGAAGGCGAAGCACGAGGAGAUGGAGGCCGAGCUCGCCGCCACCAAGGAUCAGCUCGCGAAGGACACGGCGCAGUACAACUACAAUGCCGCGGACUUGUCGAAGGCCAUCUCCAGCCUGGCCAGCGCUAUGACUGCGCUCCGUGACGCCAAGACCCCGCCCGGGGCCGCGUUGCUCCUGGCCUUGCGCAGCUCCGUGGCAAAGGGCUCCCAGCUCGCCCGCGCCCUGGACAGCAGGCUGCCGAAGGCUCAGGCGUUCUUGCAGGCCAAGGUGGAUCCCACCAGCCCGGAGUACAAGUACCAUUCGGACGGCAUCAUCUCGACCAUCGAGGACCUGCACACCGAGUUCACCGCGAAGAAGACCACCUUGGACGCCGACUUCACGUCGGCAAAGGAGGCCGCGGAGGCGAAGAUCGCGGCGUUGGAGGGCGACCUGAGUAACAACGACGCGGCCAUGAGUGGCCUCGAGACGGCCAUCAGCACCUUGUCCUUGAACCUCGCAGCGCACAAGGAGGGCAUGAUCAUGGUGGAGGCGAUCCUGAAGGACGACAAGGUCUACUUGAAGGACCUCACCGAGCGAUGCGAGGCUAGGGCCCACGACUGGGACCAGCGCUCGCAGAUGCGCGCGGACGAGCUCUCGGCCAUCACGGAGGCGCGCGCCAUCAUCGCCGGGCGCGUCCAGGGCAUGGACGAGGCCGUCAACAUCAGGGCCCUCGUCCAGAGUGGCCAGGCCGCCAAGAGGCCAGCCGCGAAGGUGGCCGCCGUGUCGCCCUCGUUCGUGCAGAGCUCCGCCGUGCGCGCCCACGACCACCAGGCGGCCGCCGACGCCGCGAACGCCACCGAGCUGAGCCAGGCACAGCGGGAUUCCACCGUCGAGCUGUUGGCCAAGGAGGGCAUCCGCCUCAAGAGCCAGCCGAUCUCCAUGCUUGCCAUGAAGCUGGCUGGGGAUCCCUUCGCCAAGGUCAAGGAUUUGAUCCAGGGGCUCAUCGAGAGGUUGCUCAAGGAGUCCAUCGGCGAGGCGACGAAGGAAGGGUUCUGCAACGAGGAGCUUGGCAAGGCGGAGAAGGACCGCGACUUCAGGUACCAGGAGGUCAAGACCCUGAAUGUGGAGGUCGCCAGCCUCGAGCUCAAGAAGGACGAGCUCGAGUCGGAGAUCCAGGAGCUCACGGACUCCAUCGCGGGCCUCUGGAACGACCUCAACACCUCCACGACAUUGCGCGGGGAAGAACACGACCUCAACAUGGAUACCCUCGCGAAGUCUAAGUCGGGGCUCGAAGCGAUCACAGAGGCGAUCGUCAUCCUGAAGGCCUUCUACGCAAAGGGCGCCAAGGCCAUCUCGCUGGCGCAGGCUUCGCCUGUGGACGAGGACACCGCAGGCCCUGGCUUCACGGGCAACUACGGGGGCAAACAGGUCGCGUCCAAGGGCAUCAUCGGCAUGUUGGCGGUCGUCAAAACGGACUUCGAGCGCACGAUCAAGAUGACCAGCGACUCGGAAAAGAAGGCACAGGCCGACUUCGUGGAGUUCGACCGCGUGUCCAGGACCGACAUCAGCGGCAAGACCACGAAGAAGACGCUGGACGAGGAGGACCUGAGGACCACGGUCGCCGCGAUCGCCGAGGGCAUGUCGAAGCUACAGACGGAGAUGAGCUUGCUGGACUCGGCCCUGAAGCGGCUCUUCGAGCUGAAGCCCAUGUGCACCGAUUUCGGCAUGAGCUACGCGGACCGCGUGGCGAAGCGCGAGCAGGAGAUCGACGCGCUCAAGAGGGCGAUCUGCGCACUGGGCGGGGAGUGCAGCUGA
Prorocentrum cordatum is the source of this 2085-nucleotide messenger RNA. The record is from the annotation of a GenBank genome assembly. NCBI's taxonomy places the organism in Eukaryota, Dinophyceae, Prorocentrales, Prorocentraceae.